CAACACUACGCGCCAGAGAUCGCACGGGAAAUAUUCUAACCGGUGGAAAAUUGUCACGGUUUUAUGUUACAUUUCCCCAAAAUACGAAUUAUUAGGCUGCAAAGAAAUGAAAGGGUUGCAAGUGCAUUGUCUUUACUUUCUUGUGUUAAAUGCAGUAUUUUAUGUGGCGUCUUUGGAAGAGGGUGACUCCAUUUCUACACUUGAUAAUUUCAUGGACAACUUCAAGGACUUGAUCCGAAACAACGAUGCCACCCCUCAUGCCUACGCCAAAUUCUCCCUCCGGAAGCCUUUGAUGCCGGAAGAUGACAUCUGCUACAUCAUCCCCGGCAACCCGGAAUCUCUCAAAGAAUGCACAUUCAACAGCACAUCCAAAACCUUCCUGGUGAUCCACGGCUGGACGGUGAGCGGCUUGUUUGAGAGCUGGGUGGCCAAGCUGGUUUCGGCGCUGUACAAAAGAGAGCAGGAAGCCAAUGUGAUCGUGGUGGACUGGCUGUACACAGCCCAGAACCACUAUCCAGUAGCUGCCCAGAACACCAAGAUGGUGGGACAAGAGAUUGCUCGCUUCAUUGACUGGCUGGAGGAGGCAACAAACAUCCCUCUUGAAAACCUCCAUCUCAUUGGCUACAGUCUGGGUGCUCAUGUUGCAGGAUUUGCUGGGAGCCACACCUCCAAUAAAGUGGGCAGAAUAACUGGUCUUGACCCAGCUGGUCCAGACUUCGAGGGGGAGCACGCUCACCGCCGCCUGUCCCCAGAUGAUGCCCACUUUGUGGAUGUUCUCCACACGUUCACGCGGGGCUCUCUGGGCUUAAGCAUCGGCAUCCAGCAGCCUGUAGGCCAUGUGGACAUCUACCCCAAUGGAGGCAGCUUCCAGCCAGGCUGCAAUCUGCAAAGCCCUCUGGAAACAAUAUCCAAACUUGGUCUCUUUGCUAUCAAUGAUGUUCCCAGGUGUUCCCACGAGCGCUCCAUCCACCUGUUCAUCGACUCCCUGGUCAACGAGCAGGAGGCCAGCAUGGCGUACCGCUGCGGGAGCAACGAUAUGUUCGACCGCGGAAUGUGCCUCCGCUGCCGCAAGAACCACUGUAACACCGUGGGCUACGAUAUCAGCAAGGUUCGCAAGACCCGUAGCGUCAAACUGUACACCAAGACCAGGGCCUCCAUGCCGUUCAGAGUCUAUCACUACCAGGUGAAGAUCCACUUCUUCAGCAAGGUGAACAGGUCUGAGAUGGAGCCUUCACUGACAGUCUCCCUGAUUGGAACCAAAGGAGAGGUUGAAGACCUCAAACUGACACUAAAGGAGAAGAUGACAUCCAAUAAGACCCAUUCCUUCCUGCUGGUAGCAGAGAAAGACAUUGGUGACCUCCUGAUGGUGAAGUUCAAGUGGGAGAAGUCUACUAGCUGGUCUCCCUCGUUCAUGCUCAACAUGGUGUCUUCCUGGUGGUCAGGUGACUCUGCGGAGUCUGAAGUGGAGGUCCACAAAAUACGCAUCAGAGUCGGAGAGACGCAAAAAAAGAUGGUAUUCUGCAUUAAAGAUCCUCAUGCUCUGAGCUUACAACAGGAAGUUACGUUUGUAAAAUGCAAGGACGAAUGGAGGACAACUUCAAAAAGAGUGAACCUGGGGAAGCACUGAACGUACGGAGCAACAGACGACUGUCCUCCUUCUGCAGCUUUUAGAGAAAUAAUUUAUACAGCUGUUAUUUAUUUUGUCUUUCAAACUAUACAAAGACAUUAUCACAUUGUGUCCAGAACUACAACUGUGUGUUAUUUAAAAAUGUAUGUGAAGUAUUUUUUUGUAAGUACUGCUUUUGUGGUGCAUCAACUACGGUGUGGUGCUGAAAGAUAGUAAAUGCCAUCAUCUUUGCUGAUUUUCUGGCAACCCCAAAGAGAUGGCUCUUAUACAAAGUCUUUGGUGCCUCUGAUUGAGAGAGACCCAUUGACCAGCUGAAUAGAGGCCUCGAGGUACCUGCAGUUCAAACCCCAUGUGUUUCCUUAAUUUAUGCUUAAAGCAUUCACCAUUGUCGUCCUCAAUACUAUGUGAUUGUAGGAUCGGACUAAGUGUGCCUUAAAAUAACUUGUCUUAACCUACUGUAUGUAUUUUUUUGUUAAUGGUGUACUUUUUAAAUUUUUAUUUGACUUCUAGUGAGUUGUUCCUUUUUUCUGGUCUUUGAGACUGUAAUAUUCAUGAGGUCUGAAAUGCACAUUAUUCUGAGAACAUUGAAUUUAGUCAAGCACUUGAGCAAUAAUGCAAUGGCUGCUAUUUUUAUACAGUAUAUUAAUUUGAAACCAGCAAUAGUGAGUCCUUUGCAGUAAAAUACGGUACAUAUCAGUGAGAACCAUUAUUUUUGUAGUUAUUACAAUGUUAUACAAUUAUAGCUUUUUUAAUCUUUUUUUCUUCAAUGAUUCAUAUGGAACUAUUACCUCUAGCACGUGCUUAUGUGACGUAUUUUGACUAACAUAUCCAUGGUUGCUGCUAAACUAUGACACAAAUAAUACUCAUUUAGCUGUGUAUGCCAUAUAGUUGUGACCAGGUAACUAAAACUCAAAGAAGUCAAUGAGUGGUUAUUGUGAAGUGCGCUGACAUCGGCAAUAGAAACAUGGUAGACUGUGCACAGUGGACUCUGCAUCAUAGUUCAAGUUACAGUUAAGAAUUGGCUAGUAAUAAUAUCUCAUUGUCAGACUAUUUUUUUAAACACCACUGAGUAGGCUAUUUAUAACUAAUAUUAUACAUUUAGAGACUGGUAUUGUAAUCAUUGUGACUUGUAUAAUUUCUGCCUGUUCCAUUGAGCCUGUCAAAGUGGUGGUGGUAUAAAGCUUUUGCACUGAAACCCAGAGGAAAGGGUUACUAAACCAGUUACUCACUAAGUGCACCAUGUGUAAAUAUCAUGUUAGCAUGUGAUUCUAUGGUAAAAUAUGACUAGAUAUAUUUUUUUUCCGUCUUAACUUUUUAAAUUAUAUCUGUAUACUGUAUAUACCUGUAAAUAUGUGACCAUAUACAUACUUUAAUAAAUUGGAACUGCUAUUUUGAA
Molecule: messenger RNA, 3023 nt
Organism: Oncorhynchus kisutch (coho salmon)
Lineage: Eukaryota; Metazoa; Chordata; Actinopteri; Salmoniformes; Salmonidae
Gene: lpl2a
Product: lipoprotein lipase 2 a
Exons: 9
Coding region: 107-1627 (506 amino acids)
Biological process (GO): lipid catabolic process; very-low-density lipoprotein particle remodeling
Molecular function (GO): lipoprotein lipase activity; apolipoprotein binding
Source: RefSeq, a predicted model, not a curated record